Cercocebus atys (sooty mangabey) is the source of this 1124-nucleotide messenger RNA. RefSeq names its product isocitrate dehydrogenase [NAD] subunit alpha, mitochondrial-like. The record is from RefSeq and is a predicted model, not a curated record. Lineage: Eukaryota; Metazoa; Chordata; Mammalia; Primates; Cercopithecidae. The coding region runs from base 236 to 1090 and encodes 284 amino acids. The transcript has a single exon. Gene Ontology annotation, molecular function: NAD binding; magnesium ion binding; isocitrate dehydrogenase (NAD+) activity. Gene Ontology annotation, cellular component: mitochondrion. Gene Ontology annotation, biological process: isocitrate metabolic process; tricarboxylic acid cycle.
AGGUCUCUCCGCUGCUGGGGAUAUUCCACAACCCAAAACAGGUGGCCAGAGGUUUUACUGGUGUUGUUCAGCCAGUGACUUUAAUUCCAGGAGAUGGUAUUGGCCCAGAAAUUCCAGCUGCAGUUAUGAAGAUUUUUGAUGCUGCCUAAGCACCUAUUCAGUGGGAGGGGUGGAACGUCACUGCCAUUCAAGGACCCAGAGGAAAGUGGAUGAUCCCUUCGGAGGUUAAGAGUCCAUGGAUAAGAACAAGAUGGGCUUGAAAGGCCCUUUGAAGACCCCAAUAGCAGCCAGUCACCCAUCUAUGAAUUUACCGCUGCGCAAAACAUUUGACCUUUACACAAAUGUCCAACCAUGUGUCUCUAUCGAAGGCUAUAAAACCCCUUACACCGAUGUAAAUAUUGUGACCAUUCGAGAGAACACAGAAGGAGAAUACAGUGGAAAUGAGCAUGUGAUCAUUGAUGGAGCUGUGCAGAGUAUCAAGCUCAUGACGGAGGGGGUGAGCAAGCCCAUUGCUGAGUUUGCCUUUGAGUAUGCCCGGAACAACCACCGGAACGUCACGGCGGUGCACAAAGCCAACAAAGCCAACAUCAUGCGGAUGUUAGACACGCUUUUUCUACAAAAAUGCAGGGAAGUUGCAGAAAACUGUAAAGAUAUUAAAUUUAAUGAGAUGUACCUUGAUACAGUAUGUUUGAAUAUGGUACAAGAUCCUUCCCAAUUUGAUGUUGUUGUUAUGCCAAAUUUGUAUGGAGACAUCCUUAGUGACCUGUGGGCAGGAUUGAUCGGAGGUCUUGGUGUGACGCCAAGUGGCAACAUUGGAGCCAAUGGGGUUGCAAUUUUUGAGUCGAUUCAUGGGAUGGCUCUAGACAUUGCAGGCAAGGACAUUGCAGGUAAGGACAUGGCGAAUCCCAGAGCCCUCCUGCUCAGUCCUGUGAUGAUGUUGCGCCACAUAGGACUUUUUGACCAUGCUGCAAGAAUUGAGGCCGCGUGUUUUGCUACAAUUAAAGAUGGAAAGAGCUUGACAAAAGAUUUGGGAGGCAAUGCAAAAUGCUCAGACUUCACAGAGGAAAUCUGUCGCCGAGUAAAGAUUUAGAUUAAUGCUUCUACAACUGGUAUUUGCAUCAGUC